UAUAUUUGAAUCUUUUUAAAACAAAAUGUCAGGAAUUUGGUUAUCCAAGAAUACUGGGGUUAUUCGCUUGGUUGAAAACCAAACAGAAGAAGAGCAAUUAAUUGGGAGAAAAAGAAAGGUUUUGGUACAUUUACCAACACAAGAAAUUGUCUCAUCUUAUAACUCUCUUGAGAAAAUUCUCACUGAUUUGGGAUGGGAAAAGUAUGAUUAUGGAGAUGAUCCUGACUCUUAUCAAUUCCACAAGAAAACUCCUACUGACUUAUCAAUCUCUCUUCCUAAGGACUUUGCCAAGUUUAACACAGUUCAAAUGUACGAUAUUGUCUUUAAAACCCGUCAUAUCUUUCAUGUUCGCUAUAUCUAAACAUCAUACAACAACAAUAAUAAUUACGCCUCAGUCAAAGUCGAUGUGAUCAGAGGCGAAUUAAGUUUUAUGGUUCAACCUUUAAAGUUCUUAUCAUUGAACCCGUUGUAUUUUUGAUAUUACGGAUUCGUAACUACAAUUUAUUAUAAUUUUAAUGAAUUUUUAUGCAUAAAUUUAUGCUCUGCAUUCGCCUCUGGAUGCGAUAUAUAAUAAAUUUCCUAUGUGGAUGCCUUGUG
Molecule: messenger RNA, 597 nt
Organism: Nicotiana attenuata
Lineage: Eukaryota; Viridiplantae; Streptophyta; Magnoliopsida; Solanales; Solanaceae
Product: flowering-promoting factor 1-like
Exons: 1
Coding region: 26-361 (111 amino acids)
Biological process (GO): regulation of flower development
Source: RefSeq, a predicted model, not a curated record